ACCAGCGUCUCUUUCCGGUCGUAGCGGAAGACCGAGCUUUCCUUUCCCAGUGCAGUCGGCGGACCUCAACGUGUCCCGACAAAAUGGCACUUUAUAAUUUCAAGAAGAUUAUGGUGGUUCCCACCGCCAAGGAUUUCAUCGACAUCACUUUAUCCAAAACGCAAAGGAAGACGCCCACAGUGAUACACAAACAUUACCAGAUCCACCGUAUCCGACACUUUUACAUGCGAAAGGUGAAGUUUACGCAGCAGAACUACCACGACCGCCUCACGCAGAUCCUCACCGACUUCCCAAAGCUGGACGACAUCCAUCCGUUCUAUGCUGAUCUGAUGAACGUGUUGUACGACAAAGACCAUUACAAACUGGCCUUAGGGCAGAUAAACAUCGCCAAGAAUCUGAUCGACAAUGUUGCCAAAGACUACGUGCGUCUGAUGAAAUAUGGAGAUUCUCUGUAUCGGUGUAAACAGCUGAAGAGAGCCGCUCUGGGUCGCAUGUGCACCAUCCUGAAAAGGCAGAAGUCGAGCCUGGAGUAUCUGGAACAAGUGCGUCAGCAUCUGUCCCGUUUGCCGACCAUUGACCCCAACACGAGGACCCUGCUUCUGUGCGGAUACCCCAACGUCGGCAAGUCCAGUUUCAUCAACAAGGUGACCAGAGCGGAUGUUGAUGUGCAGCCGUACGCCUUCACCACCAAGUCUCUGUUCGUGGGUCACAUGGACUACAGGUACCUCCGCUGGCAGGUGGUGGACACCCCGGGUAUCCUGGACCACCCUCUGGAGGAGCGGAACACCAUCGAGAUGCAGGCCAUCACGGCUCUGGCUCACCUGCGAGCAGCGGUUCUUUAUGUCAUGGACGUUUCUGAGCAGUGUGGUCACAACUUGCAGGAGCAGCUGGAGCUUUUUAACAACAUCCGACCCCUGUUCGCCAACAAGCCCCUCAUCAUUGUGGCCAACAAAUGUGAUGUUAAGAAGAUCAGUGAGCUGCCCGAGGAGAACCAGAAAAUCUUGGCAGACCUCUCUGCCGAGGGAAUCCCUGUGGUUGAGACCAGCACCCUGACUGAGGAGGGAGUCAUGCAGGUUAAAACUGAGGCCUGCGACCGGCUCCUCGCCCAUCGCGUCGACUCCAAGAUGAAGAGCAAGAAGGUCCACGACGUUCUCAACCGGCUCCACCUGGCCAUGCCUGCCAAGAGGGAUGAGAAGGAGAGGCCUCCGUUCAUCCCAGAGGGAGCCAUGAUGCGCAAGAAAGCGAUGGAGGUGGACGCACCCAAACGCAAACUGGAGCGAGAUCUGGAGAUGGAGCUCGGCGAUGACUACGUUCUGGACUUACAGAAAUACUGGGAUCUGAUGAACGAGGAAGAGAAGCAUGACAAGAUUCCUGAGGUCUGGGAGGGCCACAACAUCGCAGAUUACAUUGAUCCUGACAUCAUGAAGAAACUGGAGGACCUGGAGAAGGAGGAGGAGCUGAAGGAGCGAGCCGGCGAGUACGACUCGGACGACGAGAGCGAGGACGAGGAGAUGCAGGAGAUCCGCGUUCUGGCCAAACAGAUCCGCGAGAAGAAGCAGCUCAUGGUCGUGGAGUCGAAAGAGAAGGAUGUGCAUGGGCCUCGCAUGCCCAGGACCACCACCAAGGUUGAAAGGAAGAUGCUAGAGAAGGAGAUGGGCGACCUGGGUCUGGACAUGAACAACAAGGAUGAUAGCCACUACGCACAACAGGCCCGACGGUCCCGCAGCUUGGCUAAGAAACGUAAGCGCGAAGCGUCGGCCCCUCCGACCUCCAAAACCCGCAGCCAGAGCGCCUCCCGUCCACCGCGCGACCAGUCUGGUUUACGAGAUCCGAAGAUGGCAAAGAAGGCAAAGAAAAUGAUGAAGAAAUCCCAGAAAGGCAUGAACCGCGAAGGCAGGAAAGGAGAGUCAGACAGACACGUGUUUGACCUCAAACCCAAACACCUCCUGGCCGGGAAGAGGAAGUCAGGCACCACUGAUCGCAGAUAAAACUGCUUUUUCUGGACUGUUGAGACCUCUACACUCUUUUGGGAAAGAGGAGCUUCCGUUUGGAGCUAGUAUUUGUGUCCUCAUUCUACACAUUUUCCCCCAGCAGUAAAAAGAAUAUGAAAUAUCUUUCUUUUUUUACACGAAGAAACUAGUAUUUAGUAUAAAGUAAAGCUGCUGGGGAAAUGUGCCGACCCAUUGAAACGAUCGGUAAUUAUAACAAUAGCGUCCCUUUUGUAUUUGUCAGCUCUCGAAGCUUUUGCUCAAACAGUUAAACUUGCAGAACUUUGAAGAUCUCAGAAAUUAGAACUACGUGGAAAAGCAGAGACUCGAAAACGAAGAUGAUGGUUAAUGUCAGAAUUUUGUCACUGCAAGUUGCCAUGAUCAGAGUUAACAGUGAAUAUGUGAAAUAGUAUGCAGUCGUUAAACUGUACACAUUACACAAGGUUUUCUCUCGGCAACCCCAGUUGCGUAAAAUUUUGUGCCUCGCAGUUUGUAUGUGGCUCAGUUUGUAUGAAACGCUGGGUUUCCUUGGGGUAAAAGUGAUGGUGCUUCCUUUACAAGUCUCCUCUUGAGAAAUAUUCAUUAACAAGGGAGCCAAAUAAAAUAUACACGUGAACUAAA
Molecule: messenger RNA, 2609 nt
Organism: Xiphias gladius (swordfish)
Lineage: Eukaryota; Metazoa; Chordata; Actinopteri; Istiophoriformes; Xiphiidae
Gene: gtpbp4
Product: GTP binding protein 4
Exons: 17
Coding region: 84-1988 (634 amino acids)
Biological process (GO): ribosomal large subunit biogenesis
Cellular component (GO): nucleolus
Molecular function (GO): RNA binding; GTPase activity; GTP binding
Source: RefSeq, a predicted model, not a curated record